This is a messenger RNA of Pieris rapae (cabbage white), 913 nucleotides long. RefSeq lists its product as uncharacterized. The coding region runs from base 158 to 679 and encodes 173 amino acids. NCBI's taxonomy places the organism in Eukaryota, Metazoa, Arthropoda, Insecta, Lepidoptera, Pieridae. The record is from RefSeq and is a predicted model, not a curated record. The transcript has 5 exons.
UAAAUCAUAAGGCUUCUUUGGAGCUAGAGUUCGAGUCCUUGGUCUAGUAGACCGAUGUAGGUCGAACGGAGAAAGUUUCUUGUGGUGCUGUUGUGACUACGUGUUUGAUUGUUUGUAAGGAAAUUGUGUAAAAAGAAUACAAUAAGCAAACAUCACAAUGGUCGACGAAGAAUCAGGCUGUCAUCUGCGUAAGCGGCGUUUCGCUGGUACCCCGAACUUGGCCUUGAACCUUGAAGUUGGGUAUCAGGUUAAUGAAGGGUCUAGUGGACUCGGUACCCCUUCACCAGGUUACAGUAAAGCAGCACCAACACCAACGUCAGCGCAGCUACGUCGGGAGUUUAGGAAUAAGCAACAAUCCCUCGAUAUCCCAAUAGAAGACUGUGAAGAGAUAGAAAUAGUUAUAGAGAGUGACGAAGAUGGUGAUAAAGAAGAGGAAAACGCAUCUGCCGUCAUCAAAGUUGAUCGUCCUGUUACACCAACACCUGUACAGGACUUUGGGGCUAGUGUUGUAUACACCGAAGGUAAAAUGCACAAAAGGAGUUCACUGGAUAAUGAGUGCUAUUCACGGACGGUUAUAACAAAAGGACCACAACCGAUGGACUUCCUCAACGUAAAUGCGAUAGAACACGAUUGCUACACUGAUGUAUCGGAUGCUGACUCAGAUGAAGAAGAGAACUAGAUAUGAUAAAAUAUUUAGAAUUAUAAUAUAUCAAAGAUUUAUAAGAUUGUUUUAAAAAUGUGUAUUAAAACACCUUAUUCGCUUAAAUUCUAUUUUGCUUCUGUUUAUAGCAAUUUAUUAUAAAUGAAGACUAUGCAUAAAAUAUUUUAAAAACAUUUAGUAUUAGGAAAACAUAUAUAACAAAAUAAUCAGAAAUGUAUUUGUAGUGUGUAUGAAUUGAGUAACAUAAUCAUU